Cucumis sativus (cucumber) is the source of this 2271-nucleotide messenger RNA. RefSeq names its product CBL-interacting serine/threonine-protein kinase 23. Gene Ontology annotation, molecular function: protein kinase activity; ATP binding. The transcript is spliced from 15 exons. The record is from RefSeq and is a predicted model, not a curated record. Lineage: Eukaryota; Viridiplantae; Streptophyta; Magnoliopsida; Cucurbitales; Cucurbitaceae. The coding region runs from base 618 to 2012 and encodes 464 amino acids. Gene Ontology annotation, biological process: signal transduction; protein phosphorylation.
AAUGAAGGGGAUUUGACUUUUCUUGUUAAAAAAAAGACCUAACUUUUCAUUACAUAUUUUUCUCAAACCCCUUCCGUCCCUUCCUUUCUCCAUCCAAUUCGAUUCCUUCUUCUUCUGAUUUUACUCAAUUCAUUCAUUCAUCAGUCAAUCACUUUCCUUUUUUUUACAAUACUCUUUUGACGAAAUUUCCCCACUUUGAUUCUCCCCAUUUUUAUCUUCUUUCUUUUUGAUUCUUGGGUUUGUUUCCUGUUACGAAUCCAGCUUCUUUUUCUAUAUGGUCCGUCGAUUCUCCCCGAAUUCAAUGGCUUCUUUCUUUCAUCCGACGGUUUCUAUAAUCAACACUUUCGUUUUCCCUCAUCAUUGAUGAUUUCCGUUUUCUUCCACUAAUCUUUCUUGCCCUUUCCCUGAUUUUGAUUCUUGUACUUGGGGGAGAGAGAGAAUCUUAUUUAAUUUAACAAGGGAAUUUUUCUUUUUUUAAAGGAGAAAUAUGAGGAUGGUGAAGUCUCAGAUAUGGCAACCCUGUAAGAAGAAGAGGUCUUGAUCGGAAGGAUCUAGAAAAAGAUAUAGACAUAGGGUCGGGCAGCGAGAGAGAGAGAGAGAGAAAGGGGUUAUCGGAAAUGGACGGCGGGGGUGUGAGGUUGAAGGCGGCGAGUUCGAGCAAUGGUGGAAGAACCCGCGUGGGAAAAUACGAAUUGGGUAAAACCCUUGGGGAGGGUAACUUUGCCAAGGUUAAGUUUGCUCGGAAUUCAGAGACCGGGGAGAACGUGGCGAUCAAAAUUCUUGAUAAGGAGAAAGUUCUUAAGCAUAAGAUGAUCAGUCAGAUUAAACGUGAGAUAUCAACCAUGAAAUUAAUUAGGCAUCCAAAUGUCAUCCGUAUGAUUGAGGUGAUGGCUAGCAAGACCAAAAUAUAUAUUGUGUUGGAGUUUGUCACUGGUGGGGAACUAUUUGACAAGAUUGUUAGUAGAGGCAGGAUGAAGGAAGAUGAAACAAGAAAGUAUUUUCAGCAACUUAUUAAUGCUGUGGAUUAUUGUCAUAGCAGAGGUGUUUUUCACAGAGAUCUAAAGCCGGAGAAUUUGCUGCUUGAUGCUAAUGGCGUUCUUAAAGUUUCAGAUUUUGGUUUGAGUGCACUGCCUCAGCAAGUUCGGGAAGAUGGAUUACUGCACACAACAUGUGGGACUCCAAAUUAUGUUGCUCCGGAGGUGAUCAAUAAUAAAGGCUAUGACGGCGCAAAGGCUGACUUGUGGUCAUGUGGUGUAAUUCUUUUUGUUUUGAUGGCUGGUUAUCUACCCUUUGAAGAUUCCAACCUGGUUGCGUUGUACAAGAAGAUACACAAGGCUGACUUCACUUGUCCACCAUGGUUCUCUACUAACGCAAAGAAACUUAUCAAAAGAAUUCUGGAUCCCAAUCCCUCAACGAGAAUUACUAUUCCAGAGGUAAUUGAGAAUGAAUGGUUUAGAAAAGGUUACAAGCCGCCUACUUUUGAACAAGCUGAUAUAAGUCUUGAUGAUGUGGACGCUAUCUUCAACGAAACAGGGGAUUCGGGUAGUCUUGUUGUGGAAAGGAAAGAGGAAGGAUCUAAAUCCCCUCUUACGAUGAACGCAUUUGAGCUUAUAUCUAAAUCUCAAGGACUCAACCUCAGUUCUCUUUUUGAGAAACAAAUGGGAAUUGUUAAACGGGAAACAAGGUUCACAUCCAAUCGACCUGCGAAAGAGAUCCUUUCAAAAAUUGAGGAAACUGCAUUGCCUUUGGGUUUUGAUGUGAAGAAAAACAACUACAAGAUGAAACUUCAAGGUGAAAAAACAGGUCGUAAAGGCCAUUUAUCAGUGGCAACAGAGAUUUAUGAGGUUGCUCCAUCACUGUACAUGGUUGAGCUCCGCAAGGCUGGAGGAGAUACAUUAGAAUUUCACAAGUUUUAUAAGAGUCUCAAGACUGGGCUGAAAGAUAUUGUCUGGAGACAUGAAGAGGAUCUGGAUGGAGAUACUGGUGCUAGUGUCUCACAGUCGUCAAGGUAAUUGUUUUCUUCUCUAGAAGUUGUUUUAUAUUGGUUGAAGUUUGAGAGAGUGAUAAUACAGUCAACUUCUUGUACCUUGAUUUUAAACUCAAAUGGUAUUUUGCUGUCAUUUGAUUGAACCACGAACUUCUUUUGUUACUGACAGCAGCAUAUUCGAGUCUGUAUUGUGGUUUCGUCCAUUACGUCAUAAAUAACUAAAAUAUUGUUUCUAUACGUGAAUAUUGUCAUUGCAAAAUAAUAAUUUUAUCUUUUAUACAUUA